Messenger RNA from Bursaphelenchus xylophilus (pine wood nematode), 987 nucleotides. Lineage: Eukaryota; Metazoa; Nematoda; Chromadorea; Rhabditida; Aphelenchoididae. The record is from the annotation of a GenBank genome assembly.
AUGAGUAGGCUCUUCCACCGACUCAGCUUUCGGCGGAAACCGCGACCCAAGCCCUCGGAGGGGACUAAGAGUGCCCCAGUGUCAUGUCCAGACUUGACAUAUUGCGUCCGCUCCAACGAGAUCACGGGAUAUUUGAAUGACAAUUCAAUCCUGCCCCGCCCAAUCCUUAAACGAUGCUUGGAAUUCAUCGACAAUAUGUUCUUGCUGGUCCACGUCAAAAGCGUAAGCCAUAUGUUCGAGGAACUGGUAGAUGAACGAGUUCGACAAGUUGUCAGCAUGGACGUCAGGCGAAUAGACUCGGAGUACUGUAGCUGCGAAACCUUAAAUGACGGUAAUGGGACAUGGUAUCAACAUCCCGGAGAUUUGAGACUGUUUGUGAGGAUCAUCGGAGACCAUGUCGACAUAUUGGUAGAAGAACAAUGGACUUCGAAAGAGGUCACUGCGCUUUGCGGAGUCAUGAAGUUUUUCCGGACAUCACUCACCAGGAUCUCCUUGGACGCUGCCGUUAUCGAGCUCGUAAGUCCGCUUCUUGAAACACAACUUGAUUCUGAAGGUGAUCGCAAAUCUUUCCCUCAUCGACUUGGACCGGUGGUAUGCAUUCCAAUGUUUUAUCCAAGCCAUCGAAGAUCCUCGAGUCCAUCUAAACUUCCAAAAUCUACCUAUUAUUGGUGACAGGGACGCUCCUACACAACAUUACUGGCCUUCUGUAGAACAAUUAGUCAUCCGGACCACAGAAAGAGACUCCGUACAUCUGGCCAGGUAUUAUAAAGUGACUGUUUGGAAGAUAUUUUUAGAUUACUUGAUUACGGAGUCAGAUCUCACACAGUCCUCAAUAGAACAAAGCUAGAGGAGUUGAGAGUGGAGGUUGAAGGGAUUGAGAAGAUGAAUCGGGGAUUAAAUAGGAACUUGUAUCACUUUCGUUGUUGGGCUGGCUCGGCUGGCUUCGACGAUCGCUUUUCUCAUCACUUUGCAAUUGGGACGGCAUAA